AUGAUGUCUGCAACAGGCCCAGAGCACGCUAGCACCCCAGGACCUCAGACGCUCAAGCUCUUCAAGUGCUCUGGGCUCCAGGGCAUCCGAGACGAGAUUGAGAAACUAGCCGCUGCUGGCCUUUAUGCAAUCCCGAUCCGACUCUAUUGGAAAGAUGGCAAAAAGCAAGCCGAUUACCCGCGUCGAUGGGCGCAUAUCAAGGAUCCUGACUCAUGGCGCCAAUCUUCUGAGAGCCCAUUGCAGCAAGUGCAGCCUGGUGCUAACGGAGUCGCAAUUCUCACCGAGGUCUCCAAUCUAAUGGUAAUUGAUAUUGAUGUUGCGGGCGAUGUCAUUCUCUCUCGGGACGCAACGACCGAGCCUCCCGUGGAUCCCCACGACGACAUGCAAGUGAUUACUCAGUACACGAGAGGGACUCGAGAGGUCCAGGAUUUGCUUCUCAAGAUCGUUGUUGAGCAUGCGGCUCCAAAGGCGUACGCCAACCUAGGACGCCUCUUUGCGUACAUGUACAUGAUCGAGGGCCGCAUUCUGGCGACCACCAACGAUGCAGAAAAGAGCCGCGAGUCGCACUUUUUUUUCUGGAAUGGUUCUUCGUGGAUCCAAGAUACCUGCAAUAUGGUUACGAGCGUCUUCACAAGUCAGAUGGGCUGUUUGCUGGCAUGGUACGAGCGACAGCAGGAGAGAUAUUUGGGCACUCUGUACUCGAAGCACCGAGACUUGCAGGGCUACGUGGUGGAUGGCAAUCUCAAGCAUCUCGACAUCGAAGAGGUCAACUCCACGGUGCUGAAGAGAAUCAGGAUGGCCACGGAAGCGUGCAUAAAGGAACGAGACGAGAGCAUGCCCAGCUUUGGCAAGAUCAACGUGCAGGAUAUUGUUGACGUCCGAAAGUGUAUGCACUCUGUGGUCAACAAGCUGCACGUCCCCGGAUUGCUUGACAUGUUCGAUCAAGACCGUAUGGUGGUGAAUGCGCCAAACGGGUUGAUCGAUCUUCAAACAGGGGCGCUUCUACCCCAUCAUCCUCAAGACCUCUGCAAUAACAUGACGUGUGGGUAUAUCCAAGGAGCUUCAACGCGGUCCACUGCGAGAUUCCGGAAGUUUCUCAUGGCCCAUGUUCUUCCACCAAAUGCAAUUGCGUGGUUGCAACUGUUGCUGGGGUACUGUCUCACAGGAGAGAUUUCCGAGGAGCUCUUCAUCAUCGCAGUCGGUCUGGCGGGGGCCAAUGGAAAGGGGGUGCUACAGAGAGCGCUUCGUAGAGCAAUGGGGACGUACAAUUGCGCUGGAAAUAAGGCCAUCUUCAUCAAGCCAACGUUCAAAGCCAACGCAUCAGCAGCUUCAACCCACCUUAUGCAGAUUCGGACAAAGCGUUUCGUUACCAACUGUGAAGCUGACGGAAGCGAGGAGCUCCAUGCGACAUUUGUGAAGGAGGCGAGCGGUGGAGACGAGCUCGACGCACGCGAGCUCUUUUGUAAACCGCAGAGCUAUGUGCCUCAAUACAAGCUUUGUUUGUUCACAAACUACAUGCCCCAUUUUCCUGGCGACGAUACCGCCCUCCUUCGCGGAUUGUGCUCCUGA
This is a messenger RNA of Klebsormidium nitens, 1569 nucleotides long. Lineage: Eukaryota; Viridiplantae; Streptophyta; Klebsormidiophyceae; Klebsormidiales; Klebsormidiaceae. The record is from the annotation of a GenBank genome assembly.